CGAGCACGUAAUGCUAUAUAAGUAGAUAUGUUCAAAUAACUUCAGUUUUCAACUUUUCAUACAGCUGAUCGACCGAAAGACAACUGCGACGCGUACUAAUUCACAGUCGAAGAUGGGAGGAACUGAAUCAAGUCCAGACAAGGAAACUUUGAAACCGGCAGUGCCGCCUCCAGUUGUAGAUCUGGACAGCAUACUGAAGGAGUGGGCCUGGAAGAAGUACUCAAUCACGGCCAGUGAGGACAGGCUGUCUUACAAAGACGUUGAGUUCAAGGUCAUCUGGGACAGCGUCCACUUCGACACGAGAGACGUCUCUUAUGGGAGCAAAGAGGGCCCUUCGCCGUCACAGACAACGACGGUGUUCCAGUCAGACUACGCCAAUAACACGAACGAAACACAGGAACACAACUUCUCAACCCAGCGGACCACUGAGGCCACCUCCACUACAGACUUGACAAACGGAUUCACUAGAGGAGUGAAGAAUGGCAUCUGCAUUCCUGUUCCACCGGAAGUCACAAAAGUGACUUCCGGUUUUGGAAACGAGGUUAUCGUGGAAAGUGAGAACAGUAAUUCAGUGAAGCACUCAAUAACCUGGACCGCCAAUUCCAACAUACGGGUCCCUCCGAUGUCGAGAACGGUUGCCACGCUACACAUCAAUCAGCAGACAUUUAACUGUAGGUUUACGGCACUCGUGGCCUUCAAAGGUCAGGUCAAGAUCACACUCAGCAGCAUAAGAAGUGGGGCCUUCUUGAUGACAGUUGAGAAUAGGAUUGGACAGAUUGUCAGCGAUAUGUUUGAGGCCUAUGGCUAUGUCUACACUGAUGACGAUACACAAAGCGUUCACACUGAUGGCAGAACCGUGUUUUGGUCAGUCGGGGGCUCUCUCAGUUUCAAAUAUGGCGUGUCACAGAAGGUGGAGGUCUCACACGUCGGCAGUCCCAGAAGAUGAGAUGCACUGGCUCUGCUCGUCUCACAUACAGACCCUGAAACAAAUCCAAUACAGCCCAUGCAAGUGAAAAUGAAGAAAGUCUCUGGGCUCCUUUAUAUUAUAUUUUAUGACUAACAUUAAGCAACUGUUUUCUGUAAAAUAUGAUUAUUUCAGAGACUAGACUAUGGCUCUGCAACAAAUAUUGUAGAUAGAACCCAGAGGCAGUGUCAGUGUGCUUACUUUUAACUGUGGCCAUAUUUUGCUUAUUGUGAAUCUAUUCUGACACAACACUUCACCUCCUUAUGUACGCCGACGUUGUAUCAUUGUGAUAGACAACUUAGGACCAGAGACUAUAUAAAGACUUAUAAACAACAGCAAUUAAACUUGUGUACACGUACGUAUACCACGUUGUUGCUCCUGUCAACACCGAGUACUCCACCUUCUGUUCCCAUGUGUAUUCUUGCCUGAUGAAACGUUUGAAGUCUUGAGAUUGUAGAACAGAAGAGACUUUAUUAACCUGUUGCAACUGUUGUGAGCAAAUAAAAUAUAUGUAUUAUA
Messenger RNA from Haliotis rufescens (red abalone), 1483 nucleotides. RefSeq lists its product as uncharacterized. The coding region runs from base 113 to 946 and encodes 277 amino acids. The record is from RefSeq and is a predicted model, not a curated record. The transcript is spliced from 2 exons. Lineage: Eukaryota; Metazoa; Mollusca; Gastropoda; Lepetellida; Haliotidae.